Saprolegnia parasitica CBS 223.65 is the source of this 2187-nucleotide messenger RNA. RefSeq lists its product as hypothetical. The coding region runs from base 1 to 2187 and encodes 728 amino acids. Lineage: Eukaryota; Oomycota; Saprolegniomycetes; Saprolegniales; Saprolegniaceae. The record is from RefSeq and is a predicted model, not a curated record. The transcript has a single exon.
AUGACCACCUUUCUCGACGCCGUGCUGCGCCAGCCCGAGCUCGCGGCCUUGGUCUUUGGCUACCAAGGUGGUGUCUUCGAAGACAUUGCGCCCCGCUUCCUGCACUUCUAUCUUUUCGUCGACUUCGAGUCGAGCGGCAACAGCGGCGUCUACUGGCUCGACCCUGUGCUCUUCCGAACCUCGUACCGCCACCGCGCAUGCGACGAAACGCCGCCAGCCGUGCUCAGCUCAGAGGAGCUCAAUCUCAACCAGCACAAUACGCGCGAUCCUCGCUUUCCUCUGCACUUGGCGAUUCUCGAAGGCGAUCUAACGGCGACUCGGCGCAUUCUGCGCUGCCGACCAGACCUCGCGUAUCAAGAAGCCAUUGCGCUCGCCAUCCAGCACCAUCAUCUCGAGAUCGCCGCGUACCUCUUGGAGCAGCGGGCGACGAACAUGCCUCAGCUUUACCGGAACUUUGAAGACACCUACGGCGGGUGGCCGUCGCGAUGCCUCGACGAGUGGCUACCCCGCUCGACACUGUGCAUGAACGACUCGUCGGUUGUAGCACUGUUGUGGGCCCAUCGUCAACGCGACUGGAACUGGAGAGACCUUGUUCUUGCAGCGAUCCACGAGCACGCGCUUGAAGCACUGGCGUUUCUGUGUCGACACGCGCCGCCAGUGACGUUGACGGGUGUGCUGGACGCGGUGAGCGGCUACAGCCCACUGUCUUUGGUUGAAGCCUUGCAUGCUCGCGGUGUCGACUGUACGCACGUGGCGAUGGACCGAGCAGCAUCCGCCGGCAACCUCGACGUCGUCGUCUUCUUGCACACGCACCGCAAUGAAGGCUGCACCACCGACGCGAUGAACAUCGCCGCCACCUACGGCUACUUGGACAUCGUCGUCUUCCUCCAUGAGAAUCGCCGCGAAGGCUGCACCAGAGACGCGCUCGACGGAGCUGUGGCCGGUGGCUACCUCGAUAUUGUCCAGUUCCUGGUCGACCACCGGGACGAAGGCGCGUCAUCCGACGUUUUGGACAUUGCCGCGGCAAGUGGUCACUUGGACAUGUUUGUAUAUUGGCAGCAGCGCGGGUCGUUUGCGUGCACGACGGCCGCCAUGGACUUGGCCGCCAGCAACGGCCACCUCGACGUCGUCGCCUACCUCUUGGCGCACCGAGACGAGUAUGGUGGUAGUCCCGACGGUGCCGUUCGCGGGGCGCUCGCAAACGGUCACAUUGCGAUCGUCGAGCUCCUCAUCGCUGCGGGGUACUCUCUUCCCACGGACAUUCCCCGCGUCGUGCGGGCGAUGCGCCAGCCCAACGCGCUCGCUCUCUUGCAGCUCUACGUGGCCCAAGGAAUUGCGCUGCCAGCAGCGUGGACAACGGAUGUGCACACGUUUGGCGCCAAGGACGUGGUUGCGUUUUACCGCCAGCACUCGCCGCACCACGCGCCCAACGGCCCAAGCUUUCCCUUCAAGCAUAUGACGCUGGACGAUGUGCAGACAGCGCUCGCAAAGGAAGAUUUCAAGGCGGUUGGCGCGCUCUGGGCGACACGACCAGAGCUGCGCCACGACUGCUUGCUCGAGGUCGUCGUGCGCACCAACGAGUCGCUCAACGCCCUCACGUUUCUCCUUGAAGCAGGUGUCGGGCAGCCACGGGACGUCGCACGCGCGUACAUUCGUCGCCGGAGCUUUGAUAUGCUGCGCAUUCUCCUGCCGCACUGUCUUGACGCCACAGAUCCGAUCGACAACCUCGUCUUCCUCGUCGAGUGGGUCCAUAAGCAGUCGCACGACUUCACCGCGUCGCCGCUCCGUUUGCUCAAGACCGAAAUGGUUGCCCAAGCGCAUGCUGCCAACUGCCUUGACAUCCACGCUGGCACAGGUAUCGAAGCGCUGACGGCGAUGCUAUUGCAGACGGGCGCGACAACGGCGAUGCUGGAACCUGCGAUCGGAGGCCUCGAACAACGCGUGCUCUUCAAGUCGGGUGUUACUGACUGGGGCCUUGCCACACUUUUUGUGCAUGUCGCGUCGGCGGACCCCACCAAACACGUCGCGCAGUUGCUACGGUGGCUCGAUAUGGUGACCAAUGCGGCGCUUACGACGCAUCUGCAGCACCUCCUCCAGAAGACGUUUGCCGAUCGCCUUGACGUCGUCGCUGCUGCGCUAGCGGCGUCGCAGGCUCUCAAGUACGCAACGGCGCUCGAUGACUAUUAG